Lutra lutra (Eurasian river otter) is the source of this 3224-nucleotide messenger RNA. Its product is annotated as translation initiation factor IF-2-like. The record is from RefSeq and is a predicted model, not a curated record. Bases 1 to 1422 code for a protein of 473 amino acids. The transcript has 3 exons. Lineage: Eukaryota; Metazoa; Chordata; Mammalia; Carnivora; Mustelidae.
AUGUCCGUGACGAAGAGGAUGUGCUGCCAAAGACUUGGUUCCAAAAACCCGAAGCAGGGCAGCGAGUGCCACAUGACCCAGCGUGGCAGCUGGGGAGAGGAAUGUGAUGAAACACUUCCCAGAGAUCAACUCACAACAGACUCCAUAGACACGGGGUUGGGGGUAGGGAGCGCCAAACUGUGGGCUGACCGACCAGUCAACUCUCAAGGGGGUGCAAGCUCUAAAGGGACGAGCGAUCCACCUUUUCGAGUCCUCCGGCUCCCCACCACUGUUCUUCGAAGAGCCCUCUUGCCGACGCGGCACCACCCCCUCCCUGGCGCAGCCAGCCCGCUAAGGGUGCCUGUUGUACAUUUUCUCAGCUCCAAGAAGGGGUGCGGCUGUGCGGGCGCUCCUAGAAAUCUCUUCUGCUUGCCUCUGAUGCGAGGGUUCCCGGCCUCGCCGAGAGGCGAGGGCGGCUCCCACAGCAGCUCGGUCCCACAACUCUCUGUCGGGACGCUGCUGGCCGCGUGGCGCGGCCCGGCGCCCCACCCUCCCCACGCCACCCGCUGGGGGCCCGGGCGGUGGGGGCUCCGCGGCGGCUGCUCGAAGAGUAAGUUUCAUACCACAGCGCACUCACGACACAGAACCUACCCUGAAGCCGAGCGAGACGCGAGCUCCCUCCGCCUUCAAGGGUUGGGGGGAGCGGGGGGGUCCCCGCCACUCAGCAGCAGCCACGACUGCGCGCGGUCGCGGGUGUGCGGGACCCCUGCGCGCCGCGUGCCGCCCGCCGCCCAACUUUGCACAAAGGCAGCAUGGCACUGCCUCGCCUGUCGGGCUCUCCCAGCGCCGCGGCCGCUCUUCCCCGUCCGGGGGAGAGGGGCUCGCCCUUUCCCACCCCAGCCCUCCCCUUCUCCUCUUGCCCCCACCCCGCUCCCAGGCGGGCCAGCCGGGCGGAACCGAGCGCCCGGCCCCGAGCUCCGCCGCCUUGGCGGCCGCCGCUCGCACUGUGACGUUAGCAGCCUUCGCGGCUAUUUAUAUCCACACGAUUGGAUUUCAUUCAUGAAACCCGGGCCUGGUGUGUCUGUGCGCUGGGGCGCCGGUGGCAAAGGUGCCUCAGCUUUACGCAGACCCGGGGGGCCCGGGGCUGGGAGGCAGACUGCCCGGGACGAACAUGCGCGGAGCCGGGAGACCCUGACCCUUCUCCCAGGCGGCCGGGAGGGUCGGGUCAGGGCGAUUGGGGCCCCCGUCCCUGUCCCCGGCACCCCACCCACACCCGUACAACUGCUGGCCCUUUGUCCCAGGCUCUGGAAAAAAACACCAGUAACCUGGAAGCCAACUCACCAGUCAGCCCCUAGGAAGAAAGCUGAAGCAUGGAGAUUUUCCUUAGUUGGCAUUAGUCGCCUUUUCAUAAUGGUUCCUUAUCUGAGAGCACUGAGGAGCUGAUUCCUGUCCCUGGAGAUGAGAACAUCUGUCUUCGUGCACACAACUGAGACUCUCCUGAGUUCUAUAAAUAUUUAUGUUUAUCGUCAUAUUUCACAUGACCUCUAAUUUACCACUUGGUAAACUCCCCUUUAUGGACAAGUAGUUAACUGCGUCACAUGUGAGUGAUAUAAGCAGUUAAACAGGUUAAGAUCAAUAUUGAAGGAGCACAAUCCCUUAGCUUGUAAACAUAAGCUGUGGACUCCUGGGGUCCACAAAAUCUGGGGUCAGGCACAAAAUCUCACUUCCCAUCCUUGUGUCUGUCUUAGGAAAAAACUGGGGUGGUGCUAACGGGCAUGGUAGGGUCAUUGUGUUUCCAUACCCACAGAGCUUGAACAGCAGCGUGGGCAAGAAAGCCCACAGUGAAUGGCUUUUAAUAAUGGUGAAUGAUAAAACUGGUAUAAGACAUUGUAGUUCUAACUUCUAAUUACUCACAUAUACAGGCCACCUAUGUUGCUUGUGAAAAAGCUGCCAUUUUAAGGGAAAAUUACUCUUCAUGAUUUCAUUUGUUCCACUGUCAUCACUGCCGACAUCACAUUGGUCAUCCAUGAAAAGGCACUUUGAGAUCACAAAAACGGUUUGCAGAGAUUAAAGUGUAAUAAACAGGGAAGGUACUAGUGGGCAUAAACAAUGGUAAUAAACACCAAGAUUGCCACCGGACAUUUUAAUCCAUAAUUAUGUUAGUCAGUAUUGAGUAAGCAAUACACUAUGUGUGGGGGUGUGGUGCUAAAUGCUUUCACACUCACAGUAACUCCUUUCAAUGACUCUAUGAGGGAAGGACCACUAUCAUCCCCAUUUUAUAGAAAAGGAAACGGAGGACUAGAAAGGUCAGGUCACUCGCCACAGGUCAAACUCCUAUUUAAGUAUUAUUCAUUUUAAAAUAGGAACUUCUGAUAGAGAGAGAUUCCACUUUGAUGUAAUUAGGACUUCACACUUAGGAUGCCUUAUUCAUUCAAAGUAAUGCUGAUUACAGUGUAGGACAUUGCAUUGUAUAAUUGGAACACUGAUGGGCUACAGCUUCUCUUAAACUCUGACGUCAGACUCACAGAAAGUACCUCAAUACUUUGUAUUUUAGAAACCCCAGGUAGGUUAAAGGUUGAGAAGAGUUGAAGAGAGUUCAUCUUUAUGAGGUGAUAACUUCGGGAUUCUCGGGGUCCUUGACAAGAUGGCCAGCACCUGGGGGUCAGGUGUCUGCGAGAGACCUGGCCUCACUGCCACCAUGGCACAGAAAGCACAUAAUUUAUGGAAAAAUAUACAAUGCGAUCUCUAGCUCAUUUCUUGAAAUUAAAUUAUUGCUCUACUUCGUAAAGGAACAAGUGCCAUGCUAUAAUGGUUUCACCUUGUGCUGGCAAUGUCAGGUUGAUGAGAUAAGAGGGGAAGGUUAUGCAGAAAAAUCCCAGCCCUUUUUAACAGAUGAUGUGAUUAUGAAGUCUGAUAUAAAUAUAUGGGUAAUACAGAUAAGGCAGGGACUUAGGCUCCUAGUAAGCAUAUUAUUCUUAAUUACCAAGUGAAGAGUAUUGCUUGAUGUUUGAAUAUCCACUCUAUCUAGUGGGGGGAAAAAGCUCUAUACAUAAGCAUUCAUUAGUUUGAAAGUGAUUCUUCUUUCUUCCGAAUUGUUGGCCAAUCUGGAAUUCCUAUUGAAAACCCUGUGUACUUCAUUCCUUUCUAAGUUACACGGCACCUGAAGGGCAGUGAUAUUUGUGUGGGGGCCAAUCCAGACAACAUCUCUUUUUAUUUAUAUUUUUAAAAUUUUAUUUAUUUAUUUG